Apus apus (common swift) is the source of this 1951-nucleotide messenger RNA. RefSeq names its product serine protease inhibitor 2.1-like. NCBI's taxonomy places the organism in Eukaryota, Metazoa, Chordata, Aves, Apodiformes, Apodidae. The transcript has 5 exons. The record is from RefSeq and is a predicted model, not a curated record. Bases 121 to 1377 code for a protein of 418 amino acids. Gene Ontology annotation, molecular function: serine-type endopeptidase inhibitor activity. Gene Ontology annotation, biological process: negative regulation of endopeptidase activity.
CUUAAUGUUUAACUAUGGAAAUUAAGCAGAAGAUGAUGUAGCAGCAUAAGUAAAUACGUGGAGAAGAGCAUUGUCAGUCAAAUGCAGCAGGACUCCUGAGUCUAAUAAUUUGAAAAGAAGAUGAAGUACCUCCUGUUCCUGUGUUUACUCCUUGCUCUUCUUUGUGCUGUAACCCAUUGCCACCAUGAAGACUUUUGCCAUAAAGUCAAUAACACGAAUUUGCAUGAUCGAACAGAAAAUUUAUUAACACAUAACUGUGACAAGCAAGACUCUAAUUAUGCAGAUUUUGUAUUUAGAUUUUACAAGCAGGCUAUAUCCAAAGAAGCUGAUAAAAAUGUUUUCUUUUCUCCCAUGAGCAUCUCCACUGCCUUUGCCAUGCUGGCUGUUGGUGCUAAGUCAACCACCUUAUCUGAGAUUUUUGAAGGACUGGGCUUUGACAGUCUGUCUGAAGCUCGUAUACAUGAUAUCCAUGAAAGUUUUCAUAAUGUUUUAGCAGUACUGACCUGUACGGAUGUUAACAUCACAUUCAAUAUAGGGAAUGCCCUUUUUACAGCUAUUGGGUAUGAACCACAGGAGACGUUUUUACAAAAUACCAAACAAUUUUAUGAAGCAGAUUUUUUUGUUAGUGAUUUCCAUAAAACAGAAACUAUAAAGCAAAUCAAUAAAUAUGUAGAGGAGAAAACCAAAGGAAAAAUUCCAGAAUUAAUUAGUGGUCUCGAUCCAAAUACUGUACUGGUUCUUGUUAACUACAUUUAUUUUAAAGCUGCCUGGAAAAAUUCUUUCAAUCCUUUGCGUACCUACGAGGAUGUUUUUUUUGUGAAUGCAAAUGCAUCUGUUAGAGUAAAAAUGAUGCAGCGUGACAGUAAAUAUGACAGUUACUACGACCAGGAUCUGUCUUGUGAGGUGGUAGAGCUGCCUUACCAGGGCACUGUACGAGCAUUGCUCAUUCUGCCAGAUGAUGGAAAGAUGAAGCAAGUGGAAAACGCUCUCUCCAAGGAAACUGUUUGUAAAUGGGAUAACAACCUUGAGACCAGGAGAUUAAAUCUGCAGCUACCAAAGAUUUCUCUUAGUGGGUCUUAUGAUGUUAGAAACCUGUUCAAGGACAUGGGAAUUACUGAAGUAUUCUCUAGAAAUGCUGAUCUGUCUGGAAUUAGUGGCAACCGUGAUCUUCAGGUUUCAGAAGCAAUUCACAAGGCCGUGCUGGAAGUUGAUGAGUCUGGAACUGAGGCUGCAGGAGCCACGGCCAUUCUUCUUAACAGAAUUCACAGUCCUUCAGUUACCAUCAAAUUUAACAGGCCCUUCUUUAUCUUGAUCUCUGACAAAAAAACAAGCACCACACUUUUCAUGGGGAAAGUUGUUGAUCCUACUAAGAAGUAAUUGCUGAGUGAUUGGGCAUGCUGGUUUUCGGCAUGAGUUAUCAUGGCUACAGUGUUUGCACAUGUGAGCUAGUUAGUGCUGCUACCUACUCUCUGAUAGAGGCAUAUUGGGAGGUAAAUGAGGAAUUUCCUUAUCAAAAUAAUAAGAAAAAUAUUGUAAAAAAAAAAACCCAAACCCUAAGCAGCUGACAGUUUUAAAAUGUAACAUUUUCCCCAGUUGAGCAAGUCAAGUCCCCUGUGAUUCUAUGAUGUGUUGUCUGGGACUUGCUGAUAUAUCAGCACUCACCUGGGUCAGUCCCUUUCUCCCUUACGUAGCAUUUUGCUGCCUGAGUCACUGUCGUUUACCCUCAACCAACAUCUUCUUUCACACAUGUUCCAGCUCUUUGCCUAGGACGUCUUGAAAAAACAUUGACAGAAAAGAGAAAAUCCCUGAGACAACAGACUUCUGCUGCUGCAGCACACACUGUGUCUUUCUACAAUCCAUAGGAUCAGCAAAAAUUUUGCAAGACAGUGGCAUUAGGCAUGAACUUAUUGCUAUAGUUGAUUAAUAAAAUAAGCAUGGUCAUUUAAAUCCA